AUGCCACAUGUCGUAAUCAUAAAAGAUGAGGAGAGAGGAGGAGCGUGUCCGAUUUGUCUCGAGGAGUGGUUGGAAGGUGACGUGGCAGAGGAGAUGCCAUGUAAAGCACAGUUUCCACUCAAAGCGUGUAGGAGUGGUUGGGGAGACAUGCCACGUGUACGUUGUGCAGGUACAAGAUGGCCUGUUGAAGAAGUGGAGGGAGAGAAGAAGGCAGGGGUUUGGAUUGGGUUCUCUGUUAGUGCCGGUGCAAGAAGAAAUGAAGAAGAAGACGGAGGAAGGAGAAGUGAUGGUGAUUCGGACCCUCGAGAUGAAACAGAGUCUUAG
Eruca vesicaria subsp. sativa (arugula) is the source of this 324-nucleotide messenger RNA. NCBI's taxonomy places the organism in Eukaryota, Viridiplantae, Streptophyta, Magnoliopsida, Brassicales, Brassicaceae. The record is from the annotation of a GenBank genome assembly.